CUCCUCCCUCUAGACACCAAAGAGUCAUCGGUGCUCGACGUAUUGGUGGUCGGCUGUGGGCCCGCAGGGCUCUCUAUCGCGGCAGAGUGCGCCAAGCGCGGACUCACGGUGGGGCUGGUUGGCCGAGAUGCACCCUUCGUCAACAACUAUGGCGUCUGGCUCGACGAAUUCAAAGCCAUUGGGUUGGACCACUGCAUUGACCAAGUGUGGACCGAUACUAUUCUAUACACAGACUCCGAUGUUCCCAUCACCACGGGGAGGGCGUAUGGCCGAGUAGAGCGCUCAAGACUCCACAACGAGCUCGUUCUGAGAUGCCAGCAGGCGGGAGUGCGGUAUGUGGAGAAGGAGGUGGAGAGCAUGGAUGACGAUGCACGGAGCAGCUCAGUGGCGUGCACUGAUGGGUCAAUCAUCAACAGCAGGCUCGUUGUGGUGGCGGCUGGAGCAGCUUCUGGGAAGUUUCUCAAGUACGACAAUGACACGAGAGGCGUGGGCGUGCAAACAGCAUACGGCAUCGAAGUGGAGCUGGACUCAGCCUACCCGUACAACCCAGCCAGCAUGCUGUUCAUGGACUAUCGGGACCUCCAACGCUCCAGGGAGGAGCUGGCAGCCGAAGGGGAGCUCUCCCAGCGCCCCAGCUUCCUCUACGCCAUGCCUUCCACCCCCACACGGGUGUUCUUCCAGGAGACGUGCCUGGCAUCCCGCCCUGCAAUGCCGUUUGACAUGCUCAAAACGCGCCUGCGCAGCCGGCUGGCACAGCUGGGGGUGAAAUACACCGUGACGCACGAGGAGGAGUGGUCCUACAUCCCUGUGGGCGGCUCUCUCCCUCUUACCACGCAGCAGCACCUGGGCUUUGGUGCUGCUGCGUCCAUGAUUCAUCCUGCCACAGGCUACUCUAUCACUCGCUCUCUCACCGAAGCUCCCCACUAUGCCACUGCCCUCGCUGCUGCUCUGCGCUCUCCCAGCCGAACUUCACUAGAAGCUGCAACUCAAGCCUGGGACCACCUGUGGUCAGCAGAGCGCAAGAGGCAGCAAUCAUUCAUGAUAUUUGGCCUCGAGCUCAUUCUGCAGCUCGAUGCACCAGCCACCCGAGACUUCUUCAACGCCUUCUUCAAGCUGCCCCCCAGUUACCCCUCUCGACCCUUCCCCACCACUCCGCUUCUCCCCUCACCCUUCUCCGCCCUUCUUUGCUCCUCACCAACCCUCUCCACCCAUCUCCACCCCUCUCCACCCCUCAGGCUAUGGCGGGGCUUCCUGGCGUCCAACCUCUCCUCCCUCGACCUCCUCCUCCUCGCCUUCUCCACCUUCCUGGUCGCCUCCAACCCUCUCUGCUUCCGCCUUAUCAACCAUCUAAUCGCCGACCCCAGCGGGGCAAACCUCAUCCGCACUUACGCUGGAAUAACAAACCUCACCUUUUCACCCCUCUCCACCCCACUCCGCCCCUCUCCGCCCCUUUCCGUCCCCCUCCACCACUUUCCACCCUGA
Messenger RNA from Closterium sp. NIES-65, 1482 nucleotides. The record is from the annotation of a GenBank genome assembly. Lineage: Eukaryota; Viridiplantae; Streptophyta; Zygnematophyceae; Desmidiales; Closteriaceae.